AUGUUUUGGGUUGUAAAACUACUUGUUUUGGUUUUAGCCUUAAUAAUAUCAUAUGAAAAUGAUCAUCGGGUUAUAGCUCUUCCACCAUACACUUCCAUAGUCGUUCCAGUUACCAAACGUACCGAUGCCGCUAAGCCUCUCUACAGUGUCGAGAUCAUGACAGCCUCUGUGAAUAUGCGUAUGAUGACUGUAAACUUCCUUAUAGAUAUCGACGCUCCCUUCAUAUGGAACGACUGCAUCAUAAUAUCGAGAGCUGGAAGUUGUCCCACCAACACGGUUUGCGCUUAUCCGAUUAAUUGUCAAGGAUUUCUAUGCUCCAAUGUGCGAACCACUUAUUCUUAUAAAAUUGAUCCCCCUUCUUGUCCACCACUAACCAACAGUUCGACGUUACCUGGUUCGGGAUUUUGUAUUUGCCCAGUCAAUGCGGUGAACCCAGUUACAGGAUCAUGUGCUCAACCCAUACUCAACGAGGAAGGUUUCACGGCCAACAUAAGCAACGGUAGAAAUGUUUUCUCUAUUGCAUUUAACGGCGUCCGUCUUAACGCUGCGUGUGCUACUUCUUCCACUUUUCAAUCAUUCCCUGCAACUGUUACUGGUGUCUUGGCUAUUUCGACCUCUGCAUAUGCUAUUCCGAAUUAUUUAUAUGACCCACUUAAAAGAUCAUUCGCUCUGUGUUUGCCUAGCACCGCCUCGUCCAGUACUCCCGGGGUUCUGUUUUUCGGAGGUGGUCCUUAUUAUCUUCUUCCUCAGUCGGACGUUGAUGUAAGGAGUUACCUUUCUUAUACACCUUUGUUAAACCAUCCAGGUUCUUUCGGAUACUUCAUUCGGGUCGAUUCGAUUGUUAUAAGGUUUUCAUCUAUUGCUAUACCCACGAAUCUCGCUACCAAGCUUAGUACAAUCGACCCAUACACCGCUCUUAGAACCGACAUCUAUAAUAGCUUGGUUCGUAUAAUUUCUUUCUAUACGAUAGGAGUCCCUCGUGCAAGUCCAGUCGCGCCAUUUGGACUUUGCUUCAGGACCUUCCUCCCACUCUUAUUGACGGCCGUUCCUGAUAUCGAUUUGAUCCUCCCGGAUGGGGUGAAGUGGACUAUAUACACCUCUAAUUCCAUCAUACAGGUAUCCAGAGACGUGGCGUGCCUAGCGUUUGUUGACGGUGGUGCGACAUUAGAACAUGCGAUUGUGAUCAGGACAUAUCAACUUGAGGAUAACUUCCUGGAGUUUAGUUUAGAAAAUUCGACUCUCGGGUUUAGUUCUUCACUGUUACGUCGGCGAACUUCUUGUACAAAUUUCAACUUUACUCUGACCAAUAGCGGCUGA
Erigeron canadensis is the source of this 1317-nucleotide messenger RNA. Its product is annotated as chitinase CLP-like. The transcript has a single exon. Bases 1 to 1317 code for a protein of 438 amino acids. Lineage: Eukaryota; Viridiplantae; Streptophyta; Magnoliopsida; Asterales; Asteraceae. Gene Ontology annotation, biological process: proteolysis. The record is from RefSeq and is a predicted model, not a curated record. Gene Ontology annotation, molecular function: aspartic-type endopeptidase activity.